GAGUUAAAUUUAUACCUGUCUACUAAUUUUAUGUGCAUUAGUUAAAAAUAACAUCUAAAAUCUAUUAUAAAACUAACUAGUCACUAUAGGUGUCAGGUGGUAAUACCUAGAAAGGGGAUGACCAUUAAUUUUUCCUUCUACUUGUUUAAUAAAAUCAUUGGACUAUAGUGAUCUGAAAAAAACUCUGUUUAGAAUAAAACUGAUGCUUAUGUCUCAAAGUCAAGUGACCAGCCUACUGUAAUUUUUACAACUGGGCUGAGUAAUUAUUGAUAACCUAAGUACUUCACUGAAACAUCUACAACGGUUCAACUUCUAGGUUGAUUCCCAUCCUUAUUUCUCAUUUAAUAAUUUAUAACAUAUUUAAAAUUUAUGUUGAACCGUUAUCUUACCAAUUCUACUACUGAUCACCAUAGAACUUUAAAAAAAUUCAUUAGUUCCUCUGCUAGGCGAAACUAAAGAUGGACGAAGGUGUGGUCAACCCGUUUACAAUAUACAACAAAAACAUUUUAAACACAUAUCAUACGGUCACAUGGAAUAUGAAGACAAUGUAAUAAAGCCUUGGAGGAUUAAGAUGUCUGAACAGGGUUGCCACCCGUACUAUUUUUUAAAGUAUUGUACUUUUUUUUUCACUUCUGUACUUUGGACUUUGUAGUCUUAAUAAAGUACGCUAAAAUACUUUAUUUCCUAUAAUAUUUACUUGAGGAAAAUAGUUCAUCAAUUAUUCUUAACACGGAAUAUAGAUAUUGUGGGGGCGCAAAUAAAUUGUAUAAUAUUAUUGUUUUAGAAGUAAUAGUAUUCAAUAUUACAAUUAAUAUUAAUCAAUUUUAUUAUUAUUCUUAGUAUUUUUGUAUUAUUUUAGUAUUAUAAGGGCCAGCUUAUCUCCAUAAAAUAAUUGAUUAUUUAAAUAGUGAAAGUGUUAUUGCUUUUUCUAUUCAAACUGAUGCUAGCAACAAAAAAAAUGUAAAGCUUUUUCCUCUCAGUGUCCAAUAUUUCAGUAUUGAAAAUGGCAUUGAAAAUAAAUAAAUUGAUUUUUAUGAAAAUCCACAUGAAACGGCAGAUGAAAUGUCUUCAUAUAUAAAAAAAUCUUUUGAAAACCUCAAAUUAUCUUUGCAUAAAGUCUCUGCAUUAAGUGCUGAUAAUACUAAUUGUAAUUUUGGAAAAAAUCAUUCGUUAUAUACUAACUUAAAAAAAGAAAUUCCUAAUUUAAUAAAAGCAAACUGUCAUGCACAUAUUAUUCACAACUCUGUAAGAUAUGCAAUGAAUUUUAUAUCAUUUGAUAUAGAAAAUGUAAUUUUAAAAAUAUAUGCUCAUUUUUCUCAAUCUUCUGUAAGACGUGAAACAUUAAAAGAUUUUUUUACAUUUUUGAACUGUGAAUGGUCUGAACUAAAGAAACAUGUAGUGACUAGAUGGUUAUCUUUACUGCCUGCCAUAGAAAUGAUUCUAAAAAAUUGGGAACCAAUUAAAUCCUAUUUCUUAUCCUUGGAAAAAUGCCCGCCUUUAAUAUUAAAAAUACUUUUUAGUGAUGAUCAAGUGACAAUAAAAACUGACAUAGAAAUAUACUUUUUCUUUUUAAGUCAUAUUUUGCCCUUAUUCAAUGAAUACAUUAAUAAAUUACAAGGGAAUAACAUAUCAGUUAUGGUAGUUUAUGAUGCGAUGAAUUCAUUGAAAAAAUCUUUAGAAAUACGAAUAAAAGAUACAAUUUUUGGCUUUCACACAAACCAACUUAUUGAAAUGUCAACAAACAAAGAUAUUCUUAUUAAUGAUUUUUUAAACUUUUUGAACAAUGCAAUUAAUUACUUGAAUAAAUGGUUUGAUUUCUCAGAUUUAAAUUGGUUAAGACAAGUAAAAUGUGUUAACCUUUCAAGUGAACUUAAAUAUUCUGAAUUGUUAUAUUUGAUUAGUGAGCUUAAAUUAGAAAAUAAACUUUUUUUGAAUAUCAGAAUAUGAAUGAACUGUAUGACGAAUGCAAUAGAAUAAAUGAAAUGUUACCAUUAUUAAAAGAAACUAAUUCAAAUUCAUGUAAUAAAUGGCAAAGUUUAUUUAAAAUUGCAAAUCUUGAAAAUAAUAACUUUCAUCUUAAAAAUAUUUACAAAGUUGUUAGUUUUAUAUAUAGUAUUCCUGCAACAUCAAGUUACUGAGAGAGAGUAUUUUCUAUGAUGAACUUAAAAUAUAGAGAUGAAAGAAAUAAGUGUAGGCUUGAACUUAUCAAAUAUGAAUUAAUUAUCACUUUUAAUGUUAAAGAAAUAUGCACUGAAAUUUAUGAUACUUUUUUAAAAGAUGAAAAAUUACUAAAAGCUGCUAAAAGUAAU
Molecule: messenger RNA, 2309 nt
Organism: Myzus persicae (green peach aphid)
Lineage: Eukaryota; Metazoa; Arthropoda; Insecta; Hemiptera; Aphididae
Exons: 2
Coding region: 1063-1947 (294 amino acids)
Source: RefSeq, a predicted model, not a curated record